UGACCCGUGUGCCAUGGCGGCCGCGGCCACCUCCUCCGCGCUCAAGCGCCUAGAUCUGCGCGACCCCGCGGCGCUUUUCGAGACGCACGGAACGGAGGAGAUCCGCGAGCUGGAGCGCCAGGUCCGGGCCGAGAUCGAGCACAAGAAAGAGGAGCUGCGGCAGAUGGUCGGCGAGCGGUACCGCGACCUGAUCGAGGCGGCCGACACCAUCGGCCAGAUGCGCCGCUGCGCCGAGGGGCUGCUGGACGCCGUGAGGGCCACCGACCAGUACUGCGCCCGCCUCCGCCAGACCGGCUCGGCCUCGCCCCGGCCACCGCGGGCCCCGCAGCCACAGCAGCCAUCCCAGGAGAAGUUCUACAGCAUGGCUGCCCAGAUCAAGCUGCUGUUAGAAAUUCCUGAGAAGAUCUGGAGCUCUAUGGAAGCCUCUCAGUAUCUCCAUGCCACACAGCUCUACCUGCUUUGCUGCCACCUUCACAGCCUGCUCCAGUUGGAUUCUUCUAGUUCCAGAUACAGCCCUGUCCUCUCCCGAUUUCCUAUACUGAUCCGGCAGGUGGCAGCAGCCAGCCACUUCCGGUCGACUAUUCUGCAUGAAAGCAAGAAGUUGCUCAAAUGCCAAGCUGUGUCUGACCAAGCUGUAGCCGAGGCCCUGUGCUCUAUAAUGCUCCUAGAAGAGAGUUCUCCUCGCCAAGCCCUCACAGACUUCCUGAUGGCCAGAAAGGCAACUAUUCAGAAACUUCUCAACCAGCCGCACCAUGGUGCUGGUGUCAAGGCUCAGAUUUGUUCAUUAGUGGAAUUGCUGGCCACCACUUUGAACCAAGCUUAUGCCCUUUUCUACACUUUACCAGAAGGUCUGCUGCCAGAUCCAUCCCUGCCAUGUGGCUUGCUCUUCUCUACUCUGGAGACCAUCACAGGCCAGCAUCCGACCGGAAAGGGUAUCAGUGUCCUGCAAGGAGAUAUGAAGCUCUGCAGCUGGUUCAAACACCUGCCGGCUUCCAUCGUCGAGUUCCAGCCAGUGCUUCGAACCCUCGCACAUCCCAUCAGCCCAGAAUACCUGAAAGACACGCUGCAGAAAUGGAUCCACAUGUGUAAUGAAGACAUCAAAAAUGGAAUCACCAACCUGCUUAUGUACGUGAAGAGCAUGAAGGGUCUCGCAGGGAUCCGGGAUGCCAUGUGGGAGUUACUUAACAACGAGUCCACCAGUCACAGCUGGGAUGUGGUAUGUCAGCGGCUCCUGGAGAAGCCACUCUUGUUCUGGGAAGACAUGAUGCAGCAGCUGUUCCUUGACCGAUUACAGACUCUGACAAAAGAAGGCUUUGACUCCAUCUCCACUAGCUCCAAAGAGCUCCUGGUUUCAGCUUUGCAGGAACUUGAAAGCAGCACCAGCAACUCCACUUCUAAUAAGCACAUCCACUUUGAGCAGAACAUGUCUCUUUUCCUCUGGUCCGAGAGUCCUAAUGACCUGCCUUCUGAUGCUGCCUGGGUCAACGUGGCAAACCGGGAUCAGUUUGCCAGUAGUGGCCUCUCCAUGAAAGCUCAAGCUGUUAGCCCUUAUGUGCGGACUUUCUGUUCUGCCCUGGAUUCUAAACUGAAAGUUAAACUGGAUGACCUCCUGGCUUACCUUCCCACUGGUGACUCAUCACGGCCCAAGGACAUUUCCCCCAUGCAGGCCAAGAACUCUGCCUUUGACCGGUACACAGAUGCUGGAACAGUGCAGGAAAUGCUGCAGACUCAGUCCAUGGCGUGCAUCAGGCACAUUGUGGACUGCAUACAGGUGGAGCUGCACAGCAUCGAAGGAGUGGUGCAAGGACAACAGGAUGUUCUCAGCAGUGUCAAGAUGCACUCGGUCCUUUUCAUGGCCAGGCUCUGCCAGUCCCUGGGAGAACUGUGCCCCCAUCUGAAGCAGUGUAUCAUGGGCAAAGCAGGAAGCUCUGAAAAACCAGCCAGGGAUUCUACGGUUCUGAAAAAACAGGAAAAGGGGAAAACGCAAGACAUCAUUCCUACACAGGCCAAGUGGCAGGAAGUAAAGGAAGUGCUCCUGCAGCAAAGUGUGAUGGGCUACCAGGUUUGGAGCGCGGCAGUUGUGAAAGUUUUGAUUCAUGGAUUCACCCAGUCAUUACUUUUAGAUGAUGCUGGCUCAGUCCUGGCCAUGGCCACCAACUGGGAUGAACUAGAAAUUCAGGAGGAGACAGAGUCUGGCAGCAGCAUCACAUCCAAGAUCCAACUCCCUAUACAGCCAUCCUGGUAUGUACAGUCCUUCCUGUUUAGCUUAUGCCAGGAAAUUAACCGGGUUGGAGGCCAUGCCUUACCAAAGGUGACACUGCAGGAGAUGCUGAAAAGCUGUGUGAUUCAAGUAGUAGCUGCCUAUGAGAAGCUUGCAGAAGAAAAACAGAAUAAGAAAGAAGGUGCAUUUCCGAUAACCCAGAAUCGGGCACUACAGCUACUUUAUGAUCUGCGUUAUCUCAACAUUGUUCUGACCACCAAGGGGGAAGAGACGAAGAGUAGCCGAAGCAAACCCGACUCCAGAAUUGAGAAAGUGACAGACCACCUGGAAGCACUCAUUGAUCCAUUUGACCUGGACGUUUUCACGCCACACCUCAACAGCAACCUAAACCACCUGGUGCAGCGGACUUCUGUUCUGUUUGGACUGGUGACUGGUACAGAUAAUCAGUCCACCCCCCGAAGCAGUACAUUCAACUCCCAAGAACCCCAUAACAUACUGCCACUGGCAUCAAGUCAGAUAAGGUUUGGACUUCUUCCACUGAGCAUGACAAGCACUCGAAAGGCUAAACCAACCAGCAGAAGCAUCGAAACAAAAGCCCAGGUUGUCAACCCGGCAUUCUCCAGAGCAGGCGACCCGAUGCAUCCUGGCUCCUUGUUCAGACACCUCGUCAGUGAGGAAGACGACACAUCUGUGCCUUCAUUAUUCAAACUUGGCUGGCUCUCUAGUAUGACUAAAUAACAUGGGAACAUAUCCAUCUUUCUCUAAAUAAAUACUACCACAUUAUUUCUUCUAA
Galeopterus variegatus (Sunda flying lemur) is the source of this 3014-nucleotide messenger RNA. It is a transcript of the gene COG1, whose product is annotated as component of oligomeric golgi complex 1. Gene Ontology annotation, cellular component: Golgi apparatus; COG complex. The record is from RefSeq and is a predicted model, not a curated record. The transcript is spliced from 15 exons. Gene Ontology annotation, biological process: intra-Golgi vesicle-mediated transport. Bases 14 to 2959 code for a protein of 981 amino acids. Lineage: Eukaryota; Metazoa; Chordata; Mammalia; Dermoptera; Cynocephalidae.